AUGCAGGACAAAGCAGCAGAGAUAAAAGAGCCAGAAGAAGAAUCUCCAGAAAAAACAAUGAAUAACUCAGGACUUAAAUCUUACGUGAUAUACCAGUUUCAGGCGCUGGGGGUGACCGGGGUGGGCAUGGGCACCUUGGUAUCGCUCAUGGCCAUGGGCUACACCUCUACUGCCUUGCCCUCCAUGAGGAAAGAUCCACACUUCUCUAUAACCCCGGAGCAGGAAUCGUGGGUAGGGGCGGUGAUGCCGGCCUGCGCUCUUCUGGGGAGUGUAGCCUCUGGGCCGCUGGUGGAUCGUCUUGGGCGCAGAGCAACACUUAUCCACAUUACUUGGCCCAUGAUGCUAUCGUGGGUUAUGAUAGCGUGGGCUGAGGGCGUGGGCGGCGUGCUGGCUGGCCGCAUGUUGGGCGGGCUGUGUGUGGGCGUGCAGACAGCCGCCCGCGUAGUCUACGUCUCAGAGAUCUUGGAGCUGAAGCUGCGUAGUGCCUUGUCCGUCAUUCCAGCUGCCACCGCUAAUCUGGGUCUCCUGGUGAGCUAUGGUGCAGGGAACUACCUUACCUGGCGAGGGCUGGCCUGGCUGGGGGCUGUUCUCUCCCUGCCCACAGUGAUGUUCUUCUACCAUGUUCCCGAGACACCUUACUACCUCACCCGUACAGGGAAGAGAGAAGAGUCGCUGGCUGCGUUACGUCAGCUGCGACGCACAGCCCAGAUUGCUGAAGAAGAGCAGCGGGACAUCAGCAACAAAUGCAGCAGUGGUGAAAACAACGCCCAUGUCAGUAUGUGGGAGCUAAUACAGCCGCCCAACUUGUGGCCUGUGGGCGUGGCUGCCGCCCUCAUGGUAGCACAACAGACUACCGGUUACAUGGCGGUGGUCUCCUUCACCUCUAAUAUCCUCAACGCCGGCGGGGAAGGCGCCAGCAACAGCAGCUCUUCGUCGGUGUUUUUGGGGGUCUUCAACUUCCUGGCCACCUUCGCGGGCAUAUACGUCAUGGCGAGGUGCGAGAGGCGGUACCUUCUCCGUGUGUCGACUGUCAUACUUAUGGCGUCCCUCCUUGCCUUGUCUCUCUACUUCUGGGCCCUCAACGCAGGAGGUUCCGUAGCCGCCAUUGCCAAUAGCAUGAAUCUGGUGCCGGUGAUGGCUCUGACGGCCUACCAUCUAGGCUCCUCAAUAGGCUGGCGGAUUUUGCCUUGGGUCUUCGUAUCAGAGGGAAUGCCCAGCCGAGUGAGAGGGAAAGCCGUGGCUGUGGUGGUAGCCAUCAACUGGGCCUCUGCUUUCUUGAUCACCAAGACAUUUGGGUGGUGCAUGGCGGCACUGGGCGGCCACACCACCUUCCUGGCCUACGCCGUCAUGACGGGCGUGAGCACUUUGUUCAUCCACCCCAUCAUGCCAGAGACCUUCCGUCAGUCCAUCACCAAGAUGGAUCAACUUUAUCAAGAGGCAGUAAAGCGAAAACAACAAUAGGUUUCUGGACUCGUCGUUUCGUAAUCUCACAAAACUCACUGAUCACUAAAUGAAGAAACGACGACGUUUCGGUCCGUCCUGGACUCCUUUUAGGGUCCCGGUAGUAGUACAGUCGGGUUCGUGCUCGACGCAUAAUCGAGAAUUCCGGGUUCGAUUCCCGGUCGGGACAGAAAUGGUUAUGUUUAUAUUAAAGGGACAUAUAAUAAUGCUCUCACAUUAUAUCUC
Procambarus clarkii (red swamp crayfish) is the source of this 1686-nucleotide messenger RNA. NCBI's taxonomy places the organism in Eukaryota, Metazoa, Arthropoda, Malacostraca, Decapoda, Cambaridae. The record is from RefSeq and is a predicted model, not a curated record.